Mytilus californianus (California mussel) is the source of this 771-nucleotide messenger RNA. RefSeq lists its product as uncharacterized. The transcript is spliced from 9 exons. The coding region runs from base 31 to 651 and encodes 206 amino acids. The record is from RefSeq and is a predicted model, not a curated record. Lineage: Eukaryota; Metazoa; Mollusca; Bivalvia; Mytilida; Mytilidae.
ACGAAACAGGAAGAUAGUUUUAGUGCCGUCAUGGGAAACUGUGCACAGGCAUGUGGAAAACACGGGAUAUGCUUGAAGAAACGUCCGAAAAUAAAACGAACAAUGCCAAGGAUCGGGACACUGAGGCCUGCUGUGCAACCAUCGAAUGACAGACGGGUUGGUUGGAGAGAAAAUUUAGUUGACGAAGACAAACGACUAGAAUCAAAGCUUCGACAAGGAAGCGCAAAGUUUAAUACAGAUGAUGAACUCCCACACAUGGAUAAUGUGGACGGCCAUAGAAAGCGGAAGAAAAGACGAAAAAAGAAAGACCUGGUUUCAGAUGAAAAUCGGCCAUUUGAAAUGAGGUCAUCACAGGAUUCUAACGAUUACAAUAACAGACAGAAUCAGAAACCAAGGAUCGAUAUCUUGGGAAAAAGACACUCAAUAUCCCCCCAUUACAAUAAAGAAAAACAUGUGACAAACUUGUUAUUUCAACCAAUGGGAUCAGAUAUCGAUGAUCAGAAUGUCCAUCAUCGAAAAAGAAAGAGAAAAAAGAAACACAAACUGAAGGAUAAAGCAGGAGAAGAUAGUCUGGUAAUGGUAACUAUGAAGCCGACUGGUCAGUUCCUUACAGACGAUACCGUCAUAGGAGACCCAGACCAUGAACAUUAAUACCUCAACAUGUACGGACGGAUAUAAAUGUUGCAAUUUUUUGUUAGAUCUGUGAUUUGUUACUAUACUGCCUUUGCUAGAAAAUCAAAUUCUAUAAAUAAAAGAUGUGGUUUAAUUGUG